GGAACCAACAAAACAAUGUCCUCUGUUGAAGAAAAUAUUUACUGCAUUAAGGACAAUCAAGUUGCAGAACAAGAAGAAAAUACAAAAUCUAUUUACGAAAAGAAAAUAGGGACUGAAGUUGUAUCCCGAAGCAUUUAUUCAUUCUUAGUACAAAUUUCAUCAAGUCAACAUCAUGGCAACCAACUACGAAGGCUACAAAUCACCUCUAUCAUCUCGCUAUGCUAGCAAAGAAAUGCAAUUCCAAUUCAGUGAACAAAAUAAAUUCUCAACUUGGCGAAAAUUAUGGAUUUGGCUAGCUGAAGCAGAAAAGCAACUUGGUUUAGAAAUCACCUCGUCGCAAAUCGAAGAAAUGAAAAAAAACAUUGAAAACAUCGACUUUCCCGCUGCCGCGGCAGAAGAACGUCUCACUCGACAUGACGUCAUGGCACAUGUUCAUGUCUUUGCCAAACAAUGUCCUCUAGCCGCUCCAAUCAUUCAUUUAGGUGCAACUUCUUGUUACGUCGGUGACAACACCGAUUUGAUAAUUCUAAGAAAUUCUCUAGAUUUAUUGCUUCCUCGAGUUGCUUCUGUGAUUUUUUGUUUAAAGAAUUUUGCAGAAACUCACAAGAGUUUGCCAACUCUUGGUUUCACUCAUUUGCAACCGGCACAAUUGACAACUGUCGGCAAAAGAGCUUGUCUCUGGAUUCAUGAUUUACUCAUGGAUGAAAGAGCUUUGAGGAGAUGUCGUGAAGAUUUGAGAUUCCGUGGAGUUAAAGGAACCACGGGAACUCAAGCUUCUUUUAUGACACUCUUCAAUGGCGAUGGGGAUAAAGUUCGUUCUCUUGACUUUCUUGUGACCAAAUUGGCGGGUUUUGAAAAGCCUUACGCUGUCACUGGACAAACUUACACUCGUAAGGUUGAUGUUGAGAUUCUAGGAGCUUUAUCUAGUUUGGGAACAUCGAUUCACAAAAUGUGUUCUGAUUUGAGAAUUCUUGCAUCGCGCAAAGAAGUCGAAGAGCCAUUUGAAUCAACUCAGAUUGGUUCAUCGGCAAUGGCUUAUAAAAGAAAUCCAAUGCGUUCGGAGCGUUGUUGUGCCUUAGCGAGACAUAUGAUUACUGUUUAUAUGGACGCAGCUAAUACACAUGCAACCCAAUGGUUAGAAAGAACUCUCGAUGAUUCUGCCAAUCGUCGAUUGAGUUUGUCAGAGUCAUUCCUCUCAGCUGAUGCAGCUCUCCUGACCUUACUCAAUAUUACCCAAGGACUUGUUGUCUAUCCGAGAGUAAUCGAGAGACAUAUUGCUCAGGAAUUGCCAUUUAUGUCGACAGAAAACAUCAUCAUGGCAAUGGUUAAAGCUGGUGGAGAUCGUCAAGUUUGUCAUGAGAAAAUUCGUGUACUUUCUCAUGAAGCUGGAGCGCAGGUUAAACAGUUUGGCAAGGAUAAUGAUUUGGUUGAACGUGUUCGUAAGGAUUCGUACUUUGCUCCGAUUCUUGAUCAGUUGGAUAGUAUUUUGGAUGCGAAAACUUUCACUGGCAGAGCUAGUGAUCAGGUGACAGAGUUCUUGGUGGAAGAGGUGGAACCUGUUUUGAGUAAUUAUAAAGAGGUUUUGAAGAAUAUGGAAACUGUUACAUUAACUAUUUAGAAAAAAAAUUAUUGAAAAAUAAAUGUUAGGAUAUUAUGAAGAGAAAUAUAAUUUCGUUUAAAUAAUUAAUACAAAAAAAUAAUAAAUUUAUAUAUUUUUAUUGCAA
This is a messenger RNA of Episyrphus balteatus (marmalade hoverfly), 1724 nucleotides long. RefSeq names its product adenylosuccinate lyase (gene Adsl). Gene Ontology annotation, cellular component: cytosol. The transcript has 4 exons. Bases 173 to 1618 code for a protein of 481 amino acids. Gene Ontology annotation, molecular function: (S)-2-(5-amino-1-(5-phospho-D-ribosyl)imidazole-4-carboxamido) succinate lyase (fumarate-forming) activity; N6-(1,2-dicarboxyethyl)AMP AMP-lyase (fumarate-forming) activity. The record is from RefSeq and is a predicted model, not a curated record. Gene Ontology annotation, biological process: 'de novo' AMP biosynthetic process. NCBI's taxonomy places the organism in Eukaryota, Metazoa, Arthropoda, Insecta, Diptera, Syrphidae.